AUGUCCUGCGUCAAGCCAGGAGCGUUUUUCCUCCUUGUUCUAAAUAUUCUUAUUUCAAACUCAGCAGAACUUCGGGUUUCCUCCAUGUUUUCCAUUCGUGAUGAAUUGAAUGACAUUAUGUUCCAACACGCCUUACUAUUUCAAACGUCAGCACACACGUUGUCGGAAUGUUCGUUAUUAUGUGUAAAUUUGGUCAGCUGUACAUCAUUCCAGAUUCAUCCCCAGCAAAUGCUCUGUCGACUGUACUGGACGCACUUUUUACUGGAUCUUAUAGGCAUUCCUUCUACUGGCUGGAGGACUUAUUCCGACAAUGGCCCUUGUCACAAAGGACAUUACUACACGAGACAAUUCCAGUACUGUCUGCGAUAUGCUGGACACACUUUCCAAAAAUCUUCUGCGUUUCAAACUUGUAACGAUAGAAACGAAACUCUACUAAAAAUUGAUUCGGCGGAGGAAAAUCUUUUUGUGAGCAGUUUAGCAUAUUCAUUCAUUAACAAUACCCUGGGAACAAAAACUCACGAGUUGAUUAUAGACGGAGAGAAAUCAUCGGAUGGAAAAUGGUUAUCGCUAUUUGGGGAUCGUUCGGAGUUAAAAUUCACCAAUUUCUGGUCUGGAGACAUUGAAAGCGUCGGUGAAGGAAUAAUCAUGAUGCCAUACACGAACGGCGAGCUGAAGGGGUACGAGUGGAAGUCUGUGCCUCUCUAUUCAAACCAACGAAUUGUGUUUUGUGGAUAUCAUCCAUGAACGAUACUUCCCUGUGUACGGAGUAUGUACAUGUAUAUACGCAUUUAGAAUGUUAGUUUUGAAUGACAAGAGGAUACUUUUUAUCAAGAGACUGCAAAACAGUAAGGGACAAUCGAAAAGAUGUUUUAUAUUCCUUAUUCUUUGCACCCACACUCCAGCGUUAAACUCACUUUCAAAAUUCACUGAUAUGACGAUGU
This is a messenger RNA of Ostrea edulis (European flat oyster), 941 nucleotides long. RefSeq lists its product as uncharacterized. The coding region runs from base 1 to 744 and encodes 247 amino acids. The transcript has 3 exons. The record is from RefSeq and is a predicted model, not a curated record. NCBI's taxonomy places the organism in Eukaryota, Metazoa, Mollusca, Bivalvia, Ostreida, Ostreidae.